Achroia grisella is the source of this 1390-nucleotide messenger RNA. Its product is annotated as MATH and LRR domain-containing protein PFE0570w-like. Lineage: Eukaryota; Metazoa; Arthropoda; Insecta; Lepidoptera; Pyralidae. The coding region runs from base 110 to 1390 and encodes 426 amino acids. The record is from RefSeq and is a predicted model, not a curated record. The transcript is spliced from 2 exons.
CCUGUCACUAAAAACAGACAUCUCGAUUUCGGAAUAAGUAUAUAAAUUAAAUUUUAAGUUCUAUAAUGAACUCGAUUUCCAGAUAAUUUAAAUUUUAAGUGCUAAAACAAUGAAUAAGAAAACAAGAAAACCUGAUCUGAACGAUAGGAAACUCGAUAAAACAGUUAAGGACAGAGGUGAUAAUCAACUUAAACAGGACAAUCCUAUGUUUAGUGAUGAAACCGCAAAACCCUUUUCCGAGAGAGGUGAUGCAGAAAAAAUAAAGAACGAUGGUAAUAAACUAGUGGAUAUUAAAAAAAUUGAUAAAGGAAAGCAGAUGCAUGCCAGUAUUAAUGAUAAAAAUACACAUGAUAAAAAACUAGAUGAUACUAGUUCAAAAUUCAAACAACGCCACCUAAAUCAAACUGCAAAUGAAAAGGAUGUUAAGAAAAUCGAUAAUAGAGUACAAUAUCAGUUGCAAUCGGGAUUUAAUGAUAAAAAUAAAAUAUACGAUACGAAACAAGACGAAACUAGAUCAAAAUAUAACGGACGCAAUGUAAAUCUUAAAACUGUUAAUGAAAGAGGUGUUAUGAAGAAAACUGUUAAUAAAGAACAAAAUCAGAUGAGUCCAGUUGCUGAAGAAAGGCGAAUUAUUAAAGAUAAUUAUUCUUUUAAUAAUAAUAAUAGAACAACAAAUAAUUCAAAUAUGAAUAACAAAAACGAUGUAACUAAAUCCAAUAUUGGGAGACAGGCGAAUAGUGAAUUAAAAAAUGAUCAAACUUCAAAAAAAAUUUACGACCAUAAAGACAAGAAUGACGCGUCAGACGUUUCUAGAAGAUCCGAAAGUAUUAAGCAAGACAAAGAUGCAACUAAACAAAAAAGACCAAUAGUAAAGACGACAAUAUCAAAAAAUGACGCAACAAAAGUAUACAAAGCGGUUACGUUCACAGAUCAGAGAAAACAGAAAUCUAUGGCAAUACAAAUAAACAUUCCUAAUGAAGUACAGAAACCUAAGAAUAUGGUGGAACCAAUGAAAACAUCAUUAAGCCGAGUGAGUAUAAAAGAGAAAUCAUCACGGAGGAAGACAAGUCACAAAAAGAGGGAGAAGAAAUUAAAACACUCGAAUUCUCCGGACCUUUCUUCGAGAAUUCGAUCACCACCUACUGGAGUAGCCAAAUGGGCACCUAGCUGUAUUAAUAGUCACACUAAACAAUAUUAUGAAGCGUGGGUAGAUACAACUUUAGCAGCUAUAACUAAACAAUCAAGGAGAGAUAAAUUGUUUUUGGAAAAUAAACGUUUCAUUGAGGCGCUUCAAAGAGCGUUGGCUGAACGGCCCAUUAGUCCUGAUUUGGAUUACGAAAAUCUCAACGAUGAGAGGUAUAUAGGAAGAAUUAAAGUUAGGCAGAGAUAG